CAUAAAAUCCUCGGCCGCGAAUCGCCAGGCGGGGGUUUUUCAACGAUUGUUCUUAUUAUUUCUUUUAAAUUCUAAAGUACUUUGUUUUCCCCGCGAGGAGGGGGCUGGGGGGGAUCGAGGUGACGGGUUGGUUUUUUGUUGCGUGCGGCUGUUACCGUCGGGCGGCUCCGGGGCGGUUGCGCAAGGCGCCAAAUUCCGUGGUCGAGUCCGCCGAGGGUCCGCGCAGGCGCGUUGCGGCAGUCAGAGGUCGGAGAAGAUGGCGUCGACGGAUUAUAGUACCUAUACUCAAGCUGCAGCUCAGCAAGGGUAUGGAACCUAUGCAGCUCAGCCUGCCCAAGCAUAUGGACAGACAACCCAAGCAUAUGCACAGCAGAGUUAUGGAACCUAUACUCAGCCUACUGAUACAACAUACACUCAAGCGCAAACAACUGCAGCAUAUGGACAGACAGCAUAUGCUACUGCAUAUGGGCAACCUCAGACUGGUUAUAGUGCACCCAUUGCACCUCAGGCUUACAGCCAACCUGUGCAGGCUUAUAGUACAACUGGGUAUGACAGCACUGGUACUCCUCAAGCUACAUACGGUCAACAGCCAACCUAUGGUCAGCAACCCACCUAUGCUGCAUAUGGGCAGCACACAGCGACAACUGUUGCACCUACCAGAGCACAAGAUACGACUAAGCAAGAUGAUUACAGCCAACCGAGUACUGGGUAUGCGCAAUCCAAUGUAGGAUACAGCCAGACAAAUUAUGGAUACCCUCAAAUGAGUGUUCAUGGGACUUAUCCUCUUCAGCCUCCCAGUGCUCCCCCAUCUUUUCCUCCUACAAGUUACAGUAGCACCACUCAGCCUACUGCCUAUGAUCAGAGUUCUUACAGCCAGCAGGCAAGUUAUGGACAACAGGGGAGUAGCUAUGCACCACCACCCCCCCCAACUGGAGGAUACAGCCAGCAGCAACCACCUACAGGGUUUGGCCAGCAGUCUAGCUAUGGACAGCAAACAGACUAUAGCCAACAAAGCCAGUACAGUACCUAUAGGCAGGAGCAACCAUCCACUAAUAACAUGAGUGGGUAUGGACAAGACCAGGGUAGCUAUGGAACCUCAACCAGUAGCUCUGAAAACCGGAGCAGAAGUCGUGGAAGCUAUGAUCAAGGAAGCAGAGGAAGUAGUUACAGUAGAGGUGGUCGGAGUGGACGAGGUGGCAUGGGCGGUGUCGACCGGGGUGGCUUCAGUAAGCCUGGUGUAACAGCUGUAGAAGAAACUCCGGAGUCUGAACCAGUUACAGCAGCUGAACCACCACCACCACCUCCCGCUCCAGCUCCGGCCCCAACCCCAACACCAGCCCCAACUCCGACUCCAGCCCAGCAGGAAGAUGUGGAGAAUGAUACUAUUUAUGUGCAAGGUUUGGGGGAAAAUAUAACUCCAGAAAGGCUUUUGGAUUUCUUCAAGCAAACUGGUGCUAUAAAGAUCAACAAACGAACUGGACAGCCUAUGAUCAACAUAUUCAUUGACAAAGAGACUGGAAAACCCAAAGGUGAAGCCACUGUGUCAUACGAUGACCCUCCUGCUGCCAAGGCUGCUCUGGAAUGGUUUGAUGGCAAAGAAUUUGACUCAAACCCAAUCAAGGUUACUAUGGCCAAAAAGAAGCAGCCACCUCAGCCCCAACCCCAGCUCCAGCAGCCACCACCACCACUGUCCUUUAACAAUAUGCGAGGUAAUGUUCCCCUCCGUGAUGGCAGAGGUGGUGGGCUUCCUGGUCGAGGAGGUGAGAAUCUACAUUACAGACCAGGACCUAUGGGCCGUGGUGGAGGAGGAUUUGGUGGACGAGGUGGUCCACGUGGCCGUGGUGGACCUUCUGGGGGAAAUACACAGCAAAGAGCUGGUGACUGGCGAUGUCCUAACCCAACUUGUGGAAAUUCUAACUUUGCCUGGCGAACUGAAUGUAACCAGUGUAAGGCUCCAAAGCCAGAUGGCCCUCUCCCACCACCAUUCCCUCCAGGUGAUCGUGGUAGAGGUGGCCCCAUGAUACGUGGUGGCCGUGGUAUGGAUCGUGGGGGUUUCAGAGGAGGCAGAGGUGGGGACCGUGGUGGCUUCCGAGGAGGACGUGGUGGUGAUCGAGGUGGCUUUAGAGGUGGAAGAGGAAUGCUUGGAGGUCCCCCAAUGGGAGAACUAAUGGGUUUCAGAGGUGGACGUGGUGGACCAGGAAAAAUGGAUAGGAAGGGUGAUCGUCGUCAGGACCGUCGGGAGAGACCAUAUUGAAGUAGAUGACCCAUCUGGUUUUCUGUUUACUACAACAAAUAUUUUUUAAAAAUGUUUUAAAUUUGUAAUUCCGUAUUUAUAAUGUUGUUUGCAACAACAUUACGGCAAUAUUUCGGUAUUGUAUUAGUUUUUCAGUGGAUAUAGCCGAGUCAGGAAGUAAAUUUCAUGUUAGGGUGACUUUUCGCUUAAUUUUUACUUUUGUCAAGGUGAAUGUAAUGAUGUGAACGAGAUCCUGAAGAGCAUGCAAAACAAAAAUGUACAGUGCAUAGCUUUUGUUCUGUUUAUACUAUGGUGAUACUGCAAUAAAAAGCUGAGUCGCUCUGUUUAGUGUGGCUUCCUGAAGUUCUGCUGAAAGUAGCUUGAAAUAGCAUUCCAGUGUUGAGAGUAAAUACACAAGUUGCAAAGUUUGAAUGACACUGAAAUGAGCUUCUGCAGCUUCAUUAAAAAGUUCAACAGCUGUUUAAAAAAAAUUUGUUGCACGAGUCUCUUUGCAAAUUCCAUGUGCAGUUAUUACUAUAGAAAAUACAAAAGUACACUGGAUAUUUCUCAACAUCCCUGGCCCCUCAAAAUGACCGAUUUUGUAUAUUUUAAUGGACUUUGGCGGCUAAAUGAAAUGCUUAUGGAUGCUUAAUGGAUAAUGUGAAAACAUUUUCUGUUCGAGUUGUGGAGUACCCAGAUCUUUAGGUCACUUGAGCAAAUUUAAUCACUGGUUUUUCAGUGAUUAACACAUUUUAGCCAUGUUAAUUGUACACACAUUGCUGCUUUUCAGUGGUCAGUCUGGCUGACAACAGAUAUUCUGUACAUUUGACCUGUUAAAACUAGUAAUGGGAUUGAGCAUUCAGGUUUACUUUGACUUGAGUAUUGAUGUGGGCAUAUUCUGACACAUUUGACAAAUUGUGUUCUAUAUCUUUUAAACCUAGCUAUACCAAUUUUUUUUAGUUGCCUUAUCUCAAAUAUUAACUUGUCAGUGGUAGAUAUGGACUGGUAACCUGUCAUUUCAAUAAAUAUUUGACAUUCUGGUGCUUGAUAACUGUUGCAAAAUUAACUAUGGAUUCACUCUGGUCAGAAAUGGUGCACAUCAGUCAUUGGUAUAAGUCACUAUUUGAAGAUCUGGCUGCUGUAACGGAGAUUGUAUAUUUAAAAUUACAUCUGAAAAAAAUUUGUUAUGGUAAACAGCCUAUUGGAACAUUGAGGUUUGUAAGAUUGAGCUUCAUAGGCAUACUGUUUAAAUUCUCCUUUCACAACAAUUUGUUGAAUAUUGCUUAAAAUCCUAUGAAAUUUACAGUUACACUUGCAGAAUGUUGUAUAAUAAAGGUGAUGUGCAUUAUGAUUGUGAAUAAUGCUUGCCACACGUAGUCUAGGCACAAAGUAUAUAAAGUUGACUGUCUGGAUCCAUUUCAAAACCCCACACACCAUUAGAGUUCUGUAUUGCUGUUAUUUUUCUAAGUGAUUAAACUUGAUUAAUAAAGUUUUUCUUUAUUGGCUGA
Pristis pectinata (smalltooth sawfish) is the source of this 3741-nucleotide messenger RNA. RefSeq names its product RNA-binding protein EWS-like. NCBI's taxonomy places the organism in Eukaryota, Metazoa, Chordata, Chondrichthyes, Rhinopristiformes, Pristidae. The record is from RefSeq and is a predicted model, not a curated record. Gene Ontology annotation, cellular component: nucleus. The transcript has 17 exons. Gene Ontology annotation, biological process: regulation of DNA-templated transcription. Gene Ontology annotation, molecular function: RNA binding; transcription coregulator activity. The coding region runs from base 257 to 2254 and encodes 665 amino acids.